CACAAGAAAAAUGCCUAUACAGAACUCUGAAGAAUGGAAAUAUUCUUUUUGAUUCCAGCAACAGUGUCUCCCUUCCUCGGAGCCUCAUUUCUUUGCUACAUCCUAACUCUGAUCACAGGCAAAGACAUCCUCACUUGGUUCAGCACUGGUCUCUUCCUUCUUGCUACUGGCAUCCAUCUGUGGAUGCAUGUCGUUAAGCAUCUUACCCUCAGAAUAUCACAUCUCCAUGAUAUCAUACAUUAUCCCAGCCCUGAGCAGACUACUAAGAAUCUGUGGCAACAGUUGGCAGACCUGAAGCAGCAGAUGGAGAGGGUCAAGCACACCCUGGGAAAGGUUCAGCAGAGAAUAGAUGACAGAGCUGAGGCAAUGUAUGACCUAUUUACGCAGUGCAAUGAUAUGGAAUAUAACUUAUGGCAUAAGAAGCAAUGGGAUUCUAAACAGGACUUAGUCACAGCACUGUACCUGACAGGCAUGCAUGAUGAGAAGGCCAAACCCUAUACCCAAUGCCUUAGGCUCUAA
This is a messenger RNA of Desarmillaria tabescens, 519 nucleotides long. RefSeq lists its product as uncharacterized. Lineage: Eukaryota; Fungi; Basidiomycota; Agaricomycetes; Agaricales; Physalacriaceae. The record is from RefSeq and is a predicted model, not a curated record. The coding region runs from base 34 to 519 and encodes 161 amino acids. The transcript has 3 exons.